GAGAGGUUGUCUGUUGUUGAGUGCGGCAGGGAGUGGUCUAGAGCUGGAAGUUUGGGGCGGUUUGAGACGACCUCUGACCUGGGCCUCAUGCUCCCACAGCGGUCCGCCUGGUGGUUUGGCCCGGCCUGGCCUACCGGACCGGCUGGAUGGAGCUCGGUGUGGCCAAGGCUCGGCAGAGCUCCUGGCACCGCCUCCUCCCAGCCCGCUCCUGUGGUUGGGGGAAGGCAGGACUGACGCAGAAUUUUCCUCCUCCUCUUCUGGUGGGUCUGAAGAUGACAACAGCAACACGACAAGAAGUCCUGGGCCUCUACCGAAGCAUUUUCAGGCUUGCACGGAAAUGGCAGGCAGCAUCAGGGCAGAUGGAAGACACCAUCAAAGAAAAACAGUACAUACUAAAUGAAGCCAGAACACUGUUCCAGAAAAACAAAAAUCUCACGGACCCGGACAUGAUUAAGCAGUGUAUAGACGAGUGCACAGCCAGGAUUGAGAUCGGACUGCAUUACCAGAUUCCUUAUCCAAGGCCAAUUCAUCUGCCUCCAAUGGGUCUCACCCCACUACGAGGCCGGAGACUACAAACCCAAGAGAAACUGAGGAAACUUUCCAAACCAGUGUAUCUGCAGUCUCACGACGAAAUUUCCUAAUGGAAAGGACAAUUGGCUUUUGAGAAUGGUGAGGGGACUUGGUUUUGAAUGUAAAUCAGGCAACAUGCCCUUCUUGAUUGGAAGCAAAACCAACACUUCCUUUAGACCUCCAGAGUUGGUCCUCACCUAUGACAUGUGAGCAUCCCUAGGAUUUUUGGUGGCCUUGCUGCUGCCUAAGCCAAUGACAUUGCCUCUAGAGGUCAUGGACCUUAAGUCUUCACCGAAGUCAUCCUUGGGAGCAAGUCUAAGGCUUGUGGAGGAAGGCUGAAGGCAGUUGCUGGGACCACCAUUCAACACACAUCAACUGAUCAAAGGGGGUCAACUGGUUGCUGCAGAUUCACAUGGCUACCAAACUCUGUUGCUCCCAAAAUACUUAGUAGAGGUUUAUCCACAAGUUAUUCGUAUGCUUAAAAGUGAUUUCUGUAUAGGCAUCUUGUGGUCACCUGACUCUUGUAAUUUCCAUAUAUACCCCAUUAGAAAGGGCAGCUUUGGAUUGAUCAUACUUUGUUUUGUUUUGGGUUUAUUUUUUUAUAGGGAGGUGUUUGAGACAGGGUUUUUCUAUGUAACACUUGCUGGGCUAGAAUUCUCUAUGUAGACCAUACUGGUGUUGAACUUGUGUUGUUCUUCCUGCUUCAGCUUCUCGAGUGCUGGAAUUACAUGAUCAUGUGGUUUUUUUUUAAUGGAAAUAUGGUCUGGCACCCUUCUCCCUGUUGAUAAUUGGAACUACCUGCCUUAGUUCUGUUUACCCCGUCUUAAGUGUGACUACUUAAAAUGCAGUUAGGGUCUAAAAGCUUCCUUGACAUUUACCCUGCAUUCUUCUGUUCUACUUUAACCUAAUUUAAAAGCACAAGGUCCAGCUGACUUCCAAGUUAUAUCCAGACAGAAAUAGGACAGAGAGCAUGUGUGGAGUCGGGUGGGAGUUCACAGCACACUGUUUGCACACCAGCAGAGAGUGGACCUCACUAAUAAAGAUAAAUGUCUACUUAUUUGGGCCUCUUUGUGUUCUUUUCUGUAAUGGGCUUGUGACCCUUAGAAACAGCAGAAGGGCUGUGCCUCGUGUGAGGAGAAGCAUCCUUCUUAUGUUCAAGGAACAUACUUCAGGGAUUGGCAAUAGCAGGGAGAACAAAUUGUAUACUGUGUCCAUCAGUGAAGUAAUAAAUAGUAUGUAGGCAUUCAACACAAAUACAGUGAUAGGCCUUGGCGAGGAAAGAAAUGUCAGUGUGUCAGCGGGCAUAUUGGCUGUUCUGAGGACCUAGCCCAGACUAGCUUGAACUGGAAAAAAG
Microtus oregoni (creeping vole) is the source of this 1924-nucleotide messenger RNA. It is a transcript of the gene Lyrm1, whose product is annotated as LYR motif containing 1. The coding region runs from base 147 to 641 and encodes 164 amino acids. The record is from RefSeq and is a predicted model, not a curated record. NCBI's taxonomy places the organism in Eukaryota, Metazoa, Chordata, Mammalia, Rodentia, Cricetidae. The transcript has 4 exons. Gene Ontology annotation, cellular component: mitochondrion.